Molecule: messenger RNA, 216 nt
Organism: Brenthis ino (lesser marbled fritillary)
Lineage: Eukaryota; Metazoa; Arthropoda; Insecta; Lepidoptera; Nymphalidae
Source: the annotation of a GenBank genome assembly
AUGAAUCAGCGAAAGUUAGUAAGCACCAAAGAGAGAACUGAGAAGCAAUUAAGACGAAGUGAAGAAAGCAAGCGCGUUGUCACUGUACUUAGAGGAACUAUACUAGAGAAUUUUGAUGGCACUAAAUUAUUACCUAACAUUCAAGAAGAUGAUGUAGAGGAAACAACACAAGACGACUCGUGGCUCAACAGUCAUAGUAUUAUAGAUCUCUCUCAA